Molecule: messenger RNA, 812 nt
Organism: Leptinotarsa decemlineata (Colorado potato beetle)
Lineage: Eukaryota; Metazoa; Arthropoda; Insecta; Coleoptera; Chrysomelidae
Molecular function (GO): protein binding
Source: RefSeq, a predicted model, not a curated record
GCAACCUUGUUUUGUAGAUGAUUGGUAGUUUUUUGAAAGUUGUUAAAGAGAUUCUGAAAGUAGAUGGUAGAAAAUAGAAAAUUAAUCUGAAUAAUACAAAAUAAUUCAAAAUGGUUACACCAACUGUGUUCGAAGCCGCACAUAAAGGCGAUUUGGAAUUUGUAAUGUCUAAAGUAGAUGAAAACCCUGAACUUAUUCAACAAACUGAUUCAACAAAACGCAUGCUCAUACAUUGGGCCGUCCUCAGUGGCAAUUUGAAACUUGUCACUUAUCUCAUCGAAUUGAAAUCUCCUAUCAAUCCAGUUGAUGAUACAAAUACAAACCCUUUGAUUCUUGCUAGCUCUGCAGGCCAUACUGAAAUUGUGAAGUUCAUCCUCGAAAGAUGUGAUGACGUGAAUCAUAAAAAUGCACAAGGACAUUCGUCACUACAAUAUGCAGCUUCGAAGGGCUGGUUGGAGAUUUGCCAAUUAUUACUGGAUAAAGGAGCUGAUAUAAAUAUUGCCGAUGAACGUGGUAGUACUCCUUUACAUCGAGCUGCUUCGAAAGGUAACCUCGCAAUAGUUAAGCUAUUGCUCGAACACAAAGACCAGCUGAGAAUCAACAACAAGGAUAUUUAUGGUAACACCGCCCUGCAUUUGGCCUGCGAAGAAGACAGACAGGACAUUGCUGUACUAUUGGCAGAGAACGGAGCAGAUAUCGAGUCCAAAAAUAGAGAUAAUCAAACUUGCUUGGAUUUUUGUACACUAAAGUUGUUCAAAUUACUUAAAAAGUUUGUUUCAUAAAGAUUUAAAAGAAUAAAGGAGUGAUUUUAA